AUGCAGCCUGAGAACAGGGGACGUCGGCUGAGUACAAAGGGGGAUUCCAAUGUCAAGAGAGUAAAGGUGAAUGAGCCCUCAUAUGCAUUCUUAGAAACCGUAAACAGAAAGAAGCUAGAUUUUGAUGCUGAAAAAGCUUGUAGUGUCACUCUAUCCACUUUGAACGUUUAUUGCUGCUUAGUGUGCGGUAAGUAUUUACAAGGCCGUCGAGCAAAUUCACCAGCAUUUCUGCAUUCUGUCAAUGACAACCACCAUGUAUUUGUGGACUUUAUAACUUUGAAGUUCUAUCUUUUACCUGAUGGUAUAGAGAUUGAAGAUAAUGGAAGAAUUCAACUUCUCAAUUCGAUACGUUACGCCAUCAGACCACAGUUUACAAAGAACGAGAUUUCCCAAUUCCCGACAGGAUGUCAGGAUUUGAACGAUAACACUUACUUCAACGGGUUUAUAGGAGUUAACAAUUCCGCCAGAAACAAAAGUGUCAAUGUUGUACUCUUAGCACUAGCACACCUUCGACCCUUGAGAGAUUAUUGCUUACUUGCCAAGAUCGACCAGGAAGACGAGUUCACAAGAAGACUAGCUCUCUUUAUUAGAAAAAUAUGGUCAGUCAAACUAUUCAAGCAGCAUGUUUCAGUGGACGAAUUUCUGGCCUUUGUUACAGUGAAUGAUAAAAGGAGUGCCAAGAAUUUAAAUGAUCCAAGAAAAUGUCUCCUAUGGCUUUUAGAAUGUAUUCAAACAAGCGCACCAAAGUUGAAAAGUAUACUAUCAGAAGCUUGUCAGGGGAAAGUUCUGGUGACGAAGACUGGCGUGAAAGUCAUUUACGAUGAAGACGAAAACGUCAAGGAUUUCACACGAGAGAAGUCUUCUAAAAGCACUAGUGUUCCCUUUUGGAGUUUGACCCUUGAUCUGCCGCCCAGACCACUUUUUAAAGGACAAAUUAACGUGAAUGACUUACCUCAAGUGCGUUUGGAAGACCUUAUGUGUAAGUUUAACGGCAUCAAGGAGAAGCAAAUGUCGCACCACAUUAUGCAAUAUAAAAUAUUAAAGCUUCCAAAGUACUUAGUACUACAUGUUGACAGGUUUGAUAGUACCGAUGCGCAGCCUGUCAAAAACAGAAAUCAUACCUUGGUGGAGUUUCCAUUGACCAUGAAAGUAGAGGGAUCUACUUACAAAUUGUUGGCAAAUAUAGUACAUCAAGUUUCAAGAACUGCCGGCACCACGCGUGUGGAAAAGGAUGACCAAAGCAAUUGGAUUAUUCAACUGUAUAACUCAGCCAUAGACCAAUGGGUUGAAAUCGAUGGUAGUAAUGUUCGUACCAAGGACAAAGAACUUCUGUUCUUGAACGAGAUUUACAUCCAAAUAUGGGAAUUAGAAACCGCCUAA
Torulaspora delbrueckii is the source of this 1380-nucleotide messenger RNA. RefSeq names its product mRNA splicing protein SAD1 (gene SAD1). Gene Ontology annotation, molecular function: zinc ion binding; cysteine-type deubiquitinase activity. The record is from RefSeq and is a predicted model, not a curated record. The coding region runs from base 1 to 1380 and encodes 459 amino acids. Lineage: Eukaryota; Fungi; Ascomycota; Saccharomycetes; Saccharomycetales; Saccharomycetaceae. The transcript has a single exon. Gene Ontology annotation, biological process: protein deubiquitination.